AUGCCCGUACAACUUCUCCCGGCCUCGGCCGCUGCUUUCGCCCCCAGGGCUUCAUCCGUCAAUGUCGUUCUUGGAUCCAAGGUUGAGCCUUGGUUAACACAGACACUCAAGCGUGUCAAUCGGGUGAAGCGACCUCUGAACAGCGUGCCCCAGCACCAGCGCUGCCUGACCGAGAUCCUCUCAUCGCCAAACGCCAUCUGGAACCUCGCCUCCAUCAUGCUCCCCACAAUGCCCGAGGCCGAGAUGCCCUCGGAUCCCAGCCAGCUUAUGAGCAACCACUUCCAGAUGGUUCACAUUGAGGCUUACGUCGUACACGUUGACAUGGUCCUGCGCAACGAGGUCGCAUACAAGCUGAACACCGACACCAUUGAUACCCUGGUUCAGUACCACGAGAAGAUCCACUGUGCGGAUGCCAAGGCCAACACCCACGACUGGUCUGAGAAGGAGCAGCAGUGCAAGAAGCUCCACGAGGACUUUAUCCAGGCCGUCAACAAGUUUGUCUUCCGCACACACGUCUCCGCUCUGGAAGGUCUCGAGGAGGAAGGUUUCGGCGAGCUGCUCAACAACAAGAGCCAGGAGGUCAAGAACAACCUCCUUGCCUUGAUGAAGCCUCUCGUGCCCCCUCCUCCUCGUGUUGUCGAGGUUAUCCGCCAGCCCACCCUCCUCCCCAGCACGCCUGCCCACAACAUGUGGUCUCAAGGGCCACCUGUGGUCACCAUGGCUGCUGUCGACCCUUGGCGAAUCCUCCCAUCCAGCCCCAGCGUUACCUCUGUCGAGUCCACAACUCCUCUCUGGACCAACAUGGGACUGGGCGAAGUCCAGAUGCCAUCUCCCACGCCCUCCUACACUCCUCCCCACACCACGGCGGGUUUUUUUUUCAGUUCCCCCGAGGUUACCGCCCCUAUCCCUACCAUGCUCCCUAGCAUGUUGGCACCAAUGCAAUGCGGUGUCGGCAUCGGUAUGGGCGGCUUUGGCUGGGAUAGGUACCAGGAGUAUGCGACCAUUAUGUGA
Molecule: messenger RNA, 1011 nt
Organism: Clonostachys rhizophaga
Lineage: Eukaryota; Fungi; Ascomycota; Sordariomycetes; Hypocreales; Bionectriaceae
Source: the annotation of a GenBank genome assembly